Caenorhabditis angaria is the source of this 2005-nucleotide messenger RNA. NCBI's taxonomy places the organism in Eukaryota, Metazoa, Nematoda, Chromadorea, Rhabditida, Rhabditidae. The record is from the annotation of a GenBank genome assembly.
AUGCCUGAAGGUGCGAGUAGAAAGGAGAAAUUGGCGGCUGUGAAAUCAGCGCUGAACAGUCCAGGUGAGGGAAAUUAGGUGAAAAUACCCUUAAGGAACCUUAAACCACCCUAAACACCCUAAACCUAACCUUAAACCACUUUAAUUAAUCUUAAAUGACUUUAAUUUAACCCUAAAGUUAUCAAAACUUACCUUAAGUUGCCCUAAACCUUAAAAACCCUAAAAUUGCAGUGUUCGACGGUGUCAACUAUCUAUUCACAUUGACUAUUCCGAUUUUGCUAAUCGCAAUCGGAUUUUGGAAAAAAGAUGGAUGUCCGGCUGAACCGAUGAUUCCAACUUGGUUGAUUGUUGCUGGAUUUGCAUUGAUUAUUGAAAGAGUUUCGAGCACUAUUGUGACUAAGCAGGUGAGGUUUUUGAAAUGAAAUUAAAUUGGAACUGUUAGCCACGUCAUAGCUCUAUAAUUUUUCCAGCGAAAAUCGGUCGAUGAAAAAUACCCGGCAACCGAAAAUGAAACCGACAUCGAGAUAGAGGAACGCGAAAAAUUGCGCAAGAAAAAUUAUCCGUUUUUGUUGACCUUUGUGUAUCUGGCUUGCAGAGCUUUUCAGAUUGUUUGGUAAGUUUUUUUUAGGGGGAAAGGGUAUAAAAAGCAAGUGCGCUCUAUUGAGAGAUAUUCGGGAAUUUUCAAAUUCAAAAAGUGCGAAAAUAUGUCCCUUUAAAUUACCGUAGUAUAUUAGGAGCCUACAGUACUUUAAAGGGACAUACACUCGCUUUGCUCGAACCGCUUGCGCGGAAUUUUGAUCUACACUCGCGCCAUAGGCGCUCGGGAUACUGUAGAUCACUCAAAGGAGCAUACAGUAUCCCGAGCGCCUAUGGCGCGAGUGUAGAUCAAAAUUCCGCGCAAGCGGCUCGAGCGAAGCGAGUAUGUUCUUUUAAAAAGUAUGUUCCUUUAAAGUAUGUUCCUUUAAAAUACCGUAGUUUCUAGGAAGCCUACAGUAUUUUAAAGGGAGAAACAUAUGUUCCUUUAAAAUACCGUAGUAUAUUAAGAGCCAACAGUAUUUCAAAGGGACAUACACUCGCUUCGCUCGAACCGCGGAAUUUUGAUCUACACUUGCGCCAGAGGCGCUCAGGAUACUGUAGAUCACUCAAAGGAGCAUACAGUAUCCCGAGCGCCGAGUGUAGAUCAAAAUUCCGCGCAAGCGGCUCGAGCGAAGCGAGUAUGUUCUUUUAAAAAGUAUGUUCCUUUAAAGUAUGUUCCUUUAAAGUACCGUAGUUUCUAGGGAGCCUACGGUAUUUUAAAGCGACAAACAUAUGUUCCUUUAAAUUACCGUAGUAUAUUAAGAGCCUACAGUACUUUAAAGGGACAUACACUCGCUUCGCUCGAGCCGCUUGCGCGGAAUUUUGAUCUACACUCGCGCCAUAGGCGCUCGGGAUACUGUACAUCACUCAAAGGAGCAUACAGUAUCCCGAGCACCUGUGGCGCAAGUGUAGAUCAAAAUUCCGCGCAAGCGGUUCGCGGUUCCUACAGUAUUUUAAAGGAACAUAAACUCGCGCCAGAGGCGCUCGGGAUACUGUAUGCUCCUUUGAGUGAUGUACAGUAUCCCGAGCGCCUGUGGCGCGAGUGUAGAUCAAAAUUCCGCGCAAGCGGCUCGAGCGAAGCGAGUGUAUGUCCCUUUAAAAUACUGUAGUUUCUAGGGAGCCGAAUUUUGUAACCUAGCGCUAAUAAUUCUCAAUAGAGCGCACUUGAUUUCCCCAACACAAUUUCAUUUCCAGGUUUUUCCUCGGUGUCUACUGGGUCAUCAAAUCCUUCGACUCAUCUGAGCAAUGUCAUUGGGCUCCAUAUUAUCUCACAAUUCUAUUCACCCUAGUCUCAUUGUGUUUUGGCUUGUUCUGCGCAUGCUGUGGAGUUUGUCUAUGUUGCGGAAUUAUGGCGAUCCCUGGACUUGUGAAAUUGGGAGAUGAUAAUGAGAAGAGAAAUGAGGAAGGAGUUGAAGCAAGUGCUGUCUAA